ACUUCUUGCCAAGUAGAAAAAUGUGGGACAGACAGCACCAGCACAAAAUGAGUUUCUAACUGGCUGACAAAUUGUACUCAACGUGUAAUCCUCAAUGGAGUUAUAACUACAUAGAGGGAAGUAAGCAGGCCUAGGAAGCAGUAAGGGAACCCCUUCCAAAAUCCCUUGCCAAGGAAACUGCAAGGCCAGGCAUCAAGACUGCCCCAAAGGCGCCAAAUACGAAGCUAAGUAGCAUCAGGUUUCACUUUUUCACUUGGCUCAGUUGCGAAGGUCAGUUGCUAGGAGACGAAAACAUCUUCCAAAAGCCAUAGCGGAGACUGGACAGGCGUGUUUUUCCACCUCCUGUCGCUAGAUGGCGGUCAGGCAACAUCUGCGCCUUGAAAGCCAUCAAUACAGCGGUGCCGUCCCUGAUCGCGCUUGAGUAUGCAUUGCUAGAUAGGAUGGGAUGAAAGGAGAAGCGCAGAAGAACUUCCUUUUCCGGAUGACUCAUGGGAGGAAGGUGGAGUGCAGAGCGGCUUUUCUGCUCUUCCCAGGGUCGAAGCAGCAGCUGGCAGACAAAGAUGAUGGCAAUGAAGAGCACUCUGGACAAUUGAGGAUAACAAGCAACAUUGAACAGCAAAGCAAGUCAGUCCACAAAUCAAAAUAUUUCCCAUUUUCUUCAGAGAGCCACACAAUUCUUCACCUCCCUCAACAGGUGAGAGAGAAAAUCAAGAAGAGAUUUCUAGCUGGGAAAAGUAAUGUGUGAAAUUCAAGCAUAUAUUACAUGAAAAGUCAAGGGAGAUUAUUCUUCCAUUGGGCAAAAGACGGAAAUAUCUGGAAGAUACUGGGGAGGAAAAGCUCAAUUGGAAAGCCACAUAGAGAAGACAGAGUUGCAGGCGUCAUUCUGGGAGGAAGAAAACAGCUUGAAUCAAAGCACCGCUAAACAAGGGAUCAUCCAUAUUUUGGACCUCCUCAGGAAUAUGAAUUGUGGAAAAGCUCCAUAGAUAUGCCUAUUGUGGGAAAGAUACAAGUUGCAAAUCACAGCUGAUUAUGCCUGAGAGGAUCAAGACUGGAGAAAAGCCAUACAAUACUCUAAAUGUGGCAAAACCUCUGAUCAGAACACCUCCAUUGUGGUUCUUGGAAGGACCCACACAGGAGAGAAGCCCUACAAGUGCUCCCAAUGCAGUAAAUGCUUUAGCAAGCAUGGCAACGUGGACUCACACCAAGGAGAAACCGUUUGAAUGUCCUGACUGUGGGAAAAGUUUCAGUAAAAAUUCCAACCUGGUGACACACCAGAGGAUUCAUACAGGAGAGAAACCCUUUGAAUGUCCUGAUUGUCAGAAAAGUUUCAGUACCAAUUCCAGUCUGGUGAUACACCAGAGGGUUCACACAGGAGAGAAACCCUUUGAAUGUCCUGACUGUGGGAAUAGUUUUAGUCGACAUUCUCACCUUGUUUCACACCAGAGUAUUCAUACAGGAGAGAAACCCUUUGAAUGUCCUGAUUGUGGUAAAAGUUUCAGUACCAAUUCUAACUUGGUGAAACACCAGAGGACUCACACAGGAGAGAAACCCUUUGUGUGUCCUGAUUGUGGUAAAUGUUUCAGUCACAAUUUCACUCUAGUGAAACACCAGAGGACUCACACAGGAGAGAAACCCUUAGUGUGUCCUGAUUGUGGUAAAUGUUUCAGUCACAAUUUCACUCUGGUGAAACACCAGAGGACUCACACAGGAGAGAAGUGGUAUGAGUGUCCUGAUUGUGGCAAAAGUUUUAGUAAGAAUUCCAGCCUCGUGACACACCAGAGGAUUCACACAGGAGAGAAACCCUUUAAAUGUAAUGAUUGUGGUAAAAGUUUCAGUACCAAUUUCAGCCUUGUGAUACAUCAGAGGAUUCACACAGGAGAGAAACCCUUUGAAUGUCCUUACUGUGGGAAAGGUUUUAUUCAGAGUUCCAGCCUCGUGAUACACCAGAGGAUUCAUACAGGAGAGAAACCCUUUGAAUGCCCUGAUUGUGGUAAAAGUUUCAGUACCAAUUUCACCCUGGUGAUACACCAGAGGACUCACACAGGAGAGAAUCCCUUUGUGUGUCCUGAUUGUGGUAAAGGUUUCAGUCAGAAUUCCACCCUGGUGAAACACCAGAGGACUCACACAGGAGAGAAACCGUUUGAAUGUCCUGACUGUGGGAAAAGUUUCAGUCAGAAUUCCAGCCUUGUGACACACCAGAGGAUUCACACAGGAGAGAAACCCUUUGAAUGUCCUGAUUGUGGGAAAAGUUUCAGUACCAAUUUCAGCCUCGUAACACACCAGAGGACUCACACAGGAGAGAAACCCUUUAAAUGUACUGAUUGUGGUAAAAGUUUCAGUACCAAUUCCACCCUGGUUCAACACCAGAGGACUCAUACAGGAGAGAAACCCUUUAAAUGUCCUGACUGUGGGAAAAGUUUCAGUCAGAAUUCCACCCUGGUUCAACACAAGAGGAUUCACACAGGAGAGAAACCCUUUAAAUGUCCUGACUGUGGGAAAAGUUUCCGUCAGAAUUCCAACCUCAUAGGCCACCAAAGGAUUCACACAGGAGAGAAACCGUUUGAAUGUUCUGAUUGUGGGAAAUGUUUCAGUCAGAAUUCCAGCCUGGUUCAACAACAGAGGACUCACACAGGACGGAAACCGUAUGAGUGUCCAGACUGUGGGAAAGAUCUCAGUACUAGGUUUAACCUUAUCAAUCAUGUCUUUAUACACAAAGGGGAGAAUCCAUUUUAGUGCCCUGAGUGUAGACCAUGCUUCAGGAAAGUUUCUACCCUUAUCGCACCAAUAAAAUCUCCUGAGGCCCCAAGUGAUUAGUGUAGAGAAGAGCUGAAUUUCAUUUCUAGUGUCCCAUUGUAAGUCCAGCUGAGAAAUUGACCAUUUAAAUUGAUUAAAUUAAAUAGAAUUUGCCUGGUUUUUUGUAGGCAAAUAUCUUAUGGUAUUAGAUGAAGAAAGAAAAAGUUGGAACAUAUUACUUUGAUAAUGGGUAUCUGGACUUCAGUGUAAGAAAUUGCUGGAUAUUUAUUUUUGUUGAAAUUGGGCAAUUAUGUAAAAUCUUUGGGGGUGUUAUUUGUAUUUGAGUAUGGUGGAUGAUAGAAAUGCUAUGAGCCACGAGUCCCACCCAGGUUCAAAGUUUAUCUUUUCCUAACAGUUCCAGGAAUUCAGUGCACCAAACAUGUCUGUUCAGAUUGUGUCAAGAAUGAGGCAUGCAAGUCAAGGGUGGGUUCUACCGGUUCUGUGGGCGUGGCUUAUUUUGUGGGCGUGGCUUGAUGGUCAUGUGACUGGAUGUGGCUUGAUGGUCAUGUGACUGGGUAGGCAUGGCCAACUCAAUGUCACUCACGUCAAGGGGUGCCUCGCCUGGCCCCUCCCCUCCCAGCCAUUCCUUGUCACACCCAGCCUCAACCUAUCUAUAGUUCUGCAAAAAUGUUCACCUUUUUUCACCUUUAUUAUCUACAUACUAUAGAUCAGGGGUCUCCAACCUUGGCCACUUUAAGACUUGUGGACUUCAACUCCCAGAAUUCCUCAGCCAGGUUUGAUUUGACCGUUCUAGGUUUGAAGUCCACAAGUCUUAAAGUGGCCGCGGUUGGAGACCCCUGCUAUAGAUGCACUUUCAUGGACCACUGAAAGGAGGAAAUGGCUCACAUGCUUUGCCCAAGAGUGUGAUAGGCAACAGGCUUUUAAGGGGCUGCCAGAAAGAAAGGGGGGCAAGGUAUUUUCCAAAGCACCAGAAGGCAAAACAAGAAGCAAUGGAUGGAAACUGAACAAAGAGAGAAGCAACCUAAAACUAAGGAGAAACUUCCUGACAGUGUGAACCAAUAUAGGUUUCAGGUUUUAUAUUUCACAUAUAAAAUAGCCAUUUGUGUAAUACAACCUGCAUAUUGUUCAAAACAGUCAUUAGUAUUAUGGCUGAUGUUUGAGAGCAAGCCUAAAAUCCCCAUUCCCUCCCCACCCCACUAAUCUGUUCUGGGAAGGAAUCAAACUCCCCCCUCUUCAUUUCCCAAAUAAAAUAUUUCUCGUAAGAAAAGGCUCCCACAUAAGCAACGAAAAAGCAAGCUGCUAAUAAGUAACCUGCUGGAAUUCCACAUUCCUGCCAGCUGCAUAAAGGAAACUUUGUAAGCAGAAAACAGCUACUGGUGCUUAGAGAGUGGAAACCAGAAGUUAGGCUCCAUUUACAAGCAGGCAGAAAACUCAUUCAAGACAGGAUAAUUCAUAAUGGAAAUCGCCCAAACCUUUUUAGAAACACAAAGCCUAUGUUGCACAAACCCCAAAACUUCAAAAACAUAGAACCAUAUAUGAAUUCCUCCUCUUAUCCAGUUUGUUGUUCAGCUGACCCAGAAACAAACUGCUUCUGCAAGUAAAAACCUCCUUCGAGCAGCUGCAUCAAUUUAAAGCGAUGGCGUCUUUUUCUUCUUCUUUGCCAAGUGAUCUCCUGGCUGAGAAGCGAGUCCUAAUUUUUUCAUUCUAGCCGAUCAGUUGGGAGGCUUCUUGGCGUCUCAAUUUAAAGCGACGGUGUCUUUUUCCCCCCCCCCUCUUCUUUGUCAAGUGGGCCCUGAUUUUUUCCUUCUAGCCGAUCAUCUGGAAGUCCGGAGGCAGCAAUAGAUUGAGGGCAGGGGCAGGCAGAAAUGGCAUUUACCGGUUUUCCAAACUACUCAGAAUGUUUACUACCAGUUCACAAGAACAAGGAAGAACCGGUAGCAACCCACCAUUGAUGCAAGUGGAAGAAACCAUAUGAAUAGCAAAUAUAUUGCGGGAGGUUGAGACAGUGAUAAAAGCAGUGUAAAAUUUCAGAUGUAAAGGCUGUUCUGCCCUGCAGGUGACCUUCAUGGUUCAAGAGCCAUAAGAAGCAAUUCGACUGAAACAUAUCUGUUGCUACAUAUUCCUUCUCUCCCCAGAUUUUAUUCGAUUUGUUGCUACAUGCUUUAAAACGGGUUCUCCUUCAUAGUAGGGAUGACUUGUGAUUUUAUGGACACCUUCUUUUUUUGGAAACAAUAUGAACUCUUAUGCCACUGCUGUCUUCCAUGAUUUUUUUUUACCUAGGAAACAAACACAGGAUUUCCUACUGGUGCAACAUCCAUUUAUUAUCCUGGAAGAACUGGGCUUAACCUAGGAUUUUUUUAAUAGUACCUAUUGUGCACCCUUUGGGAUGUUCAGUUUUGUAGACAGUCUUCCCUUACCGCUUACAUACCCAGUUCCUGCAACCGUUCUGCAUAUGUUUUAGCCUCCUGACCUCUAAUCAUCUUUGUUGCUCUUCUCUGCACUCUUUCUAGAGUCUCCACAUCUUUUUUAGAUCAUGGUGAUCAAAACUGAAUGCAAUAUGCCAAGUGUGGCCUUACCAAGGCAUUAUAAAGUGGUAUUAACACUUCACAUGAUCUUGAUUCUAUCCCUUUCUUUAUGUAGCCCAGAACUGUGUUGGCUUUUUUGGCAGCUGCUGCACAUUGGUGGCUCAUAUUUAAAUGGUUGUCCACUAGGACUCCAAGAUCCCUCUCAUAGUUACUACUAUUGAGCAAGGUACCACAUAUACGGUACCUUUGCAUUUUGGUUUUUUUUGCCUAAAUGAAGAACCUUACUUUUUUCACUGUUGAAUUUCAUUUUGUUAGAUAGUUCAAGUCUGUCAAGAUUCUUCUGUCUUUUGAGCCUAUCUUCUGGAAUGUUGGCUAUUCUUACCAGCUUGGUGUCAUCUGCAAAUUUGAUGAGUUCCCCAUCUAUCCCCUCAUCCAAGUCAUUGAUGAAGAUGUUGAAGAGUACUGGGCCUAAAACAGAGCCUUGGGGUACUCCACUGCAUACUUCCCUCCAUAUAGAUGCAGUUCCAUUGAAAACUACAUAUUGAGUGCGAUUGGUCAGCCAGUUACAAAUCCAUCUGGUGGUGGUGCUGUCUAACCCAUAUUUUUCUACUUCAUCUAGUAGUAGGUUAUGGUCUUCUUUAUCAAAUGCUUUACUGAAGCCCAAGUAAAUUAUAUUGACGGCAUUCCUCUGGUCCACUAAUUUUGUCACUUUGUCAAAGAAUGCAGUAAGAUUAGUCUGGUAUGAUCUGUUUUUGACAAACCCAUGUUGGCUUUUGGUUAUUACUUUGUUUGCUUCUAGGUGUUUGCUGAUUGAUUGCUUGAUUAUCUUUUCCAUAAUCUUCCCUGGUAUUGAGGUUAGGCUGAUAGGUCUGUAGUUUCCUGGAUCUGUUUUUUUUCCCUUUUUUGAAGAUGGGAACUACAUCAGCUCUUUUCCAGUCCUCUGGCAGUUCCCCUGUGUUCCAGGAUCUUUGAAACAUAUAGUUCAGUGGUUCUGAGAUCUCGUCUGCCAGUUCCUUCGGAACCUUGGGGUGUAAUCCAUCCGGUCCUGGUGGUUUGAACACGUCUAGGGUAGACAGGUGUUCACUUACCAUUUUCUUCCCUAUUUUAACUUGUGUUCCUAAUCUUUUUUUUUUUUUUGCUGUGCUGUUUUUGAUAGGUUGGAUUGUUUUUUCCUUUUGUGUAGACAGAUGCAAAAAUGAGUUAAGUAGUUCUGCUUUCUCCCUGUUGCUUGUCACCUUCUUGCCACUUUAUCCCAGUAAUGGGAUAAUUUUUUUUCUUGUUUUUAACAUGUUGGAAAAAGCUUUUUUUGUAAUUUUUUUACAAAAGGCUUUUUUCGCAAGCCUUUGUUCAUUGUGAGCCUUAGCUUUCCUCACUUCAUCUUUACAGGCUCGGGUUAUUUGUUGAUAUUCUGCCUCAGUUAUUUGGCUCUCUUUCCCACUUUUUAUACUUGUCCUCUUUGUCUUUCAAUUUGUCAGAGAAUUCUUUAUGCAGCCAUGCUGGUUUGUUUUGAGAUCUAUUAUUUUUCUUCUUCAUUGGUAUUGUGUUAGACUGGGCUUUUAUAAUCUCACUUUUCAAAAUUUCCCAAACUUCUUGAGUUGUUUUCGCCUUGAGGAUUCUCAUCCAUGGAAUCCUUUUCAAGCUCUCUCUAAAUUUACUGAAAUUAGCUCUCUUAAAGUCCAAGACUCUAGUUUGACUUUGUUCUACUACUUGUGUUUGCAUAAUGUUGAAUUCCAAUAUUGCGUGCCCCCCAAAGUUCCUGUAGCUUCAACACCUUCUAUCAUUUCAUCUCUGUUACUGAGAAUUAAGUCCAAUAUAGCUGAUUCCCUUGUUCCCUUCUCUACUUUUAGGGAAACAAAGCUGUAUGCUAGGUUUGAUGUUUGCUAGUUAACAUAUUUAUAAAGGAUUAACAUAUUGACUGUAACCUUGUUGCUUGUAUCGUUAUGAUUUAUAUUGACUGUUUCCUAAUAUGAUUUGAUUGAUUAUUUGUACCCUAUGACUAUCAUUAAGUGUUGAACAUUAUGAUUCUUGACGAAUGUAUCUUUUCUUUUAUGUACACUGAGAGCAUAUGCACCAAGACAAAUUCCUUGUGUGUCCUAUCACACUUCGCCAAUAAAGAAUUCUAUAAUAUUACAUAUCAUAACAGUGGCAAGAAUAGUUUAUACCCAACAGUGGAAGAGUGAAAACAUACCUAAAGAAAAGGAAAUAAUAAAGAAAAUACUUGACUGUGCAGAAUGUGAUAGACUUAUGCUAGAACUGAAAAAUAAAGGAGAGACAGACUACUAUGAGAUUUGGAAUAGAUUUUAUCAAUGGUUAGACUUAAGGAAUUGAAGUCGGAACGAGUAAGAACAAGGAGGCAUAGAUUGAAACAAAAGGCAAUAUAUUUAAUAUAGUAUGUAAGUGUAUAAGAGGUUAAGUAUGUGUAUAUAAUUAAUAAGCAGUAAAGUAUACUGAAUACAUAAGUG
Messenger RNA from Ahaetulla prasina, 7741 nucleotides. RefSeq names its product zinc finger protein OZF-like. Lineage: Eukaryota; Metazoa; Chordata; Lepidosauria; Squamata; Colubridae. Gene Ontology annotation, molecular function: DNA-binding transcription repressor activity, RNA polymerase II-specific. The record is from RefSeq and is a predicted model, not a curated record. The transcript has 2 exons. The coding region runs from base 1030 to 2733 and encodes 567 amino acids. Gene Ontology annotation, biological process: negative regulation of transcription by RNA polymerase II.